This is a messenger RNA of Protobothrops mucrosquamatus (brown spotted pit viper), 516 nucleotides long. Its product is annotated as sarcoplasmic/endoplasmic reticulum calcium ATPase 2. Gene Ontology annotation, molecular function: P-type calcium transporter activity. Gene Ontology annotation, biological process: calcium ion transmembrane transport; intracellular calcium ion homeostasis. The transcript is spliced from 5 exons. Bases 1 to 516 code for a protein of 171 amino acids. The record is from RefSeq and is a predicted model, not a curated record. NCBI's taxonomy places the organism in Eukaryota, Metazoa, Chordata, Lepidosauria, Squamata, Viperidae.
AUGGAGAACGGGCACACCAAGACGGUGGAGGAAGUGCUGGGCUACUUCGGGGUCAACGAAAGCACCGGGCUCAGCCUGGAGCAGGUCAAGAAGCAGAAGGAGCGAUGGGGAGCCAACGAAUUACCAGCUGAAGAAGGAAAAACUUUACUUGAGCUGGUGAUCGAACAGUUUGAAGAUUUAUUAGUUAGAAUUUUGUUGCUGGCAGCAUGUAUAUCUUUUGUGUUGGCUUGGUUUGAAGAAGGAGAAGAAACAGUCACAGCCUUUGUAGAACCUUUUGUAAUCUUACUCAUAUUAGUUGCUAAUGCAAUUGUGGGCGUGUGGCAGGAGCGAAAUGCUGAAAAUGCCAUUGAAGCUCUUAAGGAAUAUGAACCUGAAAUGGGAAAAGUUUAUCGACAAGACAGAAAAAGUGUACAAAGGAUAAAAGCGAGAGACCUCGUCCCCGGUGACAUCGUGGAAGUAGCUGGUGAGAACUUUUAUUUACUGCAUAAUAAUGGAUUUCAAUUGCUUACUACAUAA